Messenger RNA from Durusdinium trenchii, 665 nucleotides. The record is from the annotation of a GenBank genome assembly. NCBI's taxonomy places the organism in Eukaryota, Dinophyceae, Suessiales, Symbiodiniaceae.
AGCACACCUGGAAGGCUCAAGCACAUAAUCUAGGUUGCUGCGCAUUUGCGGCAUUUUCCACAUGCUGCCUUAUUAUUUGGUGUUACUACCCUUGACGACCGGAGAAACCGGAGACCGUUUGGAGAGACCAGUUCGGUCACCCCGGUGGCUCAGGUGGAUAUGUCUGGCCAUCUUGUUUCCCUUGGUGCAGACGCUGCACGCACUCCAACACGAAAGUUCCGAUCGAAAACUGUGGCUCUUUUACUGGUGCCUCUAUUGUGUAGCGUCCAUCACGCUGUACUACUUUGAGUGGCUCCUUUGCAUACCCUUCUAUGUUCUCUCGUUCUACGUAGACAUCUACUACGAGACGCAACUUCUAGUGAUUUUCUACCUUGUGUACCCGAAAACCUUGGGUAUCAAGAGACUGCAGGAAUUUGUAGAGGCCCAAAGCUGCAAUUUGCUGGAAGGAGGCACUGAGCUGGCCAAGGGUUAUGCGAAGAUUGCGUACGACCAGUUUCUGGAGCUCACCGGCAAGCCCUCGUGACUCGCACGGAGAGACGAUGCGUGUCGUAUUGGGAGAGAUGCGCAAGUGGAUGCAGAGCAGAAUCCCAGGAAUGAGCUUAAAAUACAUCAACCCCCGGAGUGAAAAUGUAUAUAAUUGUUGGUUUGAUCUCCGCAAUUGUUGG